Molecule: messenger RNA, 4062 nt
Organism: Rattus rattus (black rat)
Lineage: Eukaryota; Metazoa; Chordata; Mammalia; Rodentia; Muridae
Gene: Efcab5
Product: EF-hand calcium binding domain 5
Exons: 19
Coding region: 1-4062 (1353 amino acids)
Molecular function (GO): calcium ion binding
Source: RefSeq, a predicted model, not a curated record
AUGCUGAUGCAAGUGGAGAAGAAGAAGCUUUUGAGCCAAGCUGACAUCCCAAGCAAGUUUGAUCCGAUUAAUUAUUUGGGGGAAUACUUAAUGAGACACAAUACUCAUUAUGUCAAAGACCCAGGAAUGUCUGGCUACCAGAGGGUGAUGAAAGAGGUCACAGAAGAACUGAAGGUUCAUGUUCCUGAUACGAUCAGCAACAGAAUAUCCAAGAUGAAGGAGAGAGUGAAACAGAAGAGAGAACAAAGAGAGUAUAUAAGCACAGUCAAAGUCAAGGUGGUCACCAUGAGAAAGCAGGCUCUGGAGGAGCAGUUCAAUGAAUGGAUUCUCAACCCCAAAGGAAUGAUUCCAGUAGUCGUGUACAUUUCUUCAUACAUUACGGACUUGAAAAGCGAGGUGUUUGAGGAACUCCUCAAGCACCUGUGCCACUGUGCAGAAGAGUUCCGGGAGAUCAUAACGACCGACAUGCGGAGGCAGAUGUUUGCUGAACUCUUCCUAUACUGCGACACUGGGAAGGUGAUGGCCUUGGAUCGGCAGAGGACACUGGCCUUGCUGGAAGCGUUCUUUGAUAAAACCUCUUCCACCACUAGGAGUUUACUCCGAAACCCGAGGCAAUGGCCAUUUGUCGAAUUUGAGGAGAUAGAGUUGACUGAGUUCUGGGGAGACAUGGAUAUUAAAAAGCACAUUUAUGAAAACUUUGAUGAACUGCUCUUAAAGAUGAAUAUGUUAGCUGCUGAAAAACUUUCAGGCAAACUCACAGAAGACAAAGAUAAAAAUCUCUCACAAUCGCAGGAAGAGAUCAGUACGGACCAAGAGCUUUCUCCAGAGUUAGCAACGGAGCCAGGAACUGCCACACAAGAAACCGCCAAACAGAAAACCCACAGGGCGUCACUUAAAGAACAAGGACAGGGCAUAGGGCCUCGAAAACCAUCUACUUCAAGACAAAGACUAAGCAGAGGGUCAGUGGCAGAGCAAGGAUCCCGCAAAGGCUCUGUAGUGAACCAAACACAGCAGAGAGGGUCGGUGGCACAGCAAGGAUCCCGCAGAGGCUCUGUACUGAACCAAACACAGCAGAGAGGGUCGGUGGCAGAGCAAGGAUCCCGCAGAAGCUCUGGAGUGAACGAAACGCAGCAGAGAGAGACCGUGGCAGAGCAAGGAUCCCGCAGAAGUUCAACCGCAGAACAAGAGCAAGAACCACAAACAGAGCAAGACCCAAACAGAGAUUCAGCGCCAGAACAAGAACCGCCCAGAGGAUCAGUCACAGAGGAAGGAUCACAGAGAGGGUCAAUUUCAGAACCUGGGCAACGCAGAAAAUCAGUUGUAGGUGACUCUAGUACUUCUUUAGAAGCGGGGUCGCGCAGGGGAUCAGUGAUAGAUCAAGGACAGCGCAGAGCAUCCGGAGCGCAGCGCAAAGGGUCAGGAGGACGCAAAAUGUCAGUUUCGGAAAAUGGACCAUAUCAAGAGUCCAUAGAAGAGGAGCCCCUCGGUGAGUCAGAACAUGGACCACAAAUGGACACCAUUCAAGAACAGGAUGCAGACUCGGCUCCACAAUUAGAGGAAGGUGGCACCUUAGAAGAAAGUAAAACCUUAGAAUCCAAUAUAGUGAAAUCUCUAGAAAAAAAGCCUUCGCGGCUCACGCAUGAAGAACAAGUCCCCAUGGAUUCCGAACAGCAGCGCGAGGAAGUUCCCACAUCCAGCAAAAAGGAACAUCCACCAGGUAGCCCCCAAAAAGCCCGCCUUUCAGGAACUUCAAAAAAGGAUUCUCAGAAAGACAAAGCCUGUGAACCAAAGCCCCAACACAUCGAAGGGAAGAAAUGGUUAGGAGAAUUUUUGAUAAGCGACUGGAAGAUGAAGUACAUCAAAUCUGAAGAUGAGGAACAGGCCAAAUUAAUCUGCGACGACUCCAGAUUUACAGACUUACAUGCAACUAUUAGGAGUUUUCAGACUUACAAGGGAAUCAAAGGGAGGAGUGCUUUCGAUGGAGUCUCCCUGGAUCUGCUGCAGUUCGUACAGCUCCUGGAGACAUUUGUUGGUGAAGACACCUCCUUAAGUGUCAGCCAGAACCUCGUCUCCUUUUUUCAGAAGAACUUUUCUGAAACAAAGCAAGAGAAAAUUAAAGCCUUAGAACAGGUUAGACGGAAUUCCUUCCAAGUCCGACGGAGGAUUCUCCUGGAAGCCCUCUUUGAGAAGUGGGACAAUGAUGGCUCAGGCUUUCUGGAUCUGAAUGAAAUUGACGAUCUCUUGUAUACGUACAAGGAGGGGAUGGAAAGAGAAUCUAUGAAGAAAGCUAAACUGCACAUAAACUUUCCAAAGCCGAGUCCUGGUCAUGAAGUCAAACUGUCUUCAAAGCAAUUUCAGAGGUACAUAGAACUGGUCGUAUCUGAACUCAGGGGCAAUGAAGACCAAGUUCUGGAAAACGUUGUGGAAUUCCUGAUGAGUUCUUUAGAGAGGACCCACACUGAGGGUCUAAGGAACUGUGCAAGACGGAAAUGGCUCCAUCAGAUCCAACAUGCUGCAGAGACAAGUGGGGUGUCCCUGGAGCCGGUGUACACGGAAACCUUCAAGGCCCUCACCCAGGAUGCUGAAGCUCACGGAAAUAAGAAGAUCAGUGCUCACAUUUCCCUCCUAGAGGAAAACGUACUCCUGCCUGAGAGAGGGCACGUUCUCUUGAGGAAUGUGGCUUGCACUCUAGAUGAUGCUCCGUUUGUCCUGAACAAAGUGCUGUACAGGGACAUGAAGGGAAUCAGCUUUACAGUAGUGGAUGAAGGCAAGCCAAUCCAUGUGCCCCAAGUUCAGCACCAUGGAAACAUCUUCUUCUGGAACAGUACCCGAAGUAAGAAUGAGCAAAAUGGGUCGUUCCUGGCCCUGCCUCUUCAGGAUGCAUACAUGAGGAUCUUCGGGGUCCUGGCAGUUGACACGCUCCGAGAUCCUCGUGAAAUAAACAUCUUCUUACCUCAUGAGAUCAGAUUCUAUCAGGGUGUUGCCAAUGCCUUCAGCAGGGCUUAUCACUACGUUCACAGCAGGGAACACAUUCUGCACACUGUGCUCACCGGCAUCAGGUGGCUCUUCGGUAUCACGGCUGGCAUCACCACCAUCACUACGUGCUUCAUCGAACCUAGCUCAGAAGAGGAGGAAGACUAUGUCUUGCGCAAUAUGAUGCUUACAGAUCAUCUCGAUGUAGCAGAAAUCCAUGCAGAUCCCCCCACUAUCUCGAGGAGAACGUGCAUCUUCAGGGACUUCCUCUUUAAAUGCACAGACACUUCAGAAGUUAUUUUGGCUUCUUCUGGUGGAGAAACCCACAUUGUCAUUCCACUUCGCCAGACAAGCGGAGAGGCUAUGGGCGUCCUCGAUGUUAACAUUGGCCGGAGUCGGAUGCUGGUAUAUCAAGAGUAUAAAGACCUACAGAAAAUGAUGAAGAUGAUCCAAAACGUCUCCUAUGAAAUACUGGGCGAAGUCUCUGGAGAAAUCGAGAAACAAAUGGUUUUAGAGAUGGAAGUGGCAGGAGAGGUGAAGCGGGCAGGGAUCCUCUUCUUCCGAACCAUGCUGCAGGACCUGCGGGGGUGCCUCCGCCUCCUCGACUCCAUGGAGUUCGUGUCGCUGCUGCUCUAUGAGCACAAGCACUCUGUCGACUUCCUUCAAGAAGACCUCAGUCCCCAGGAGGUGGAAGCCAACGUGACACUUAUACACGACAUCCUGAAAGGAGUCAUCUUGUUCUCUCAGCAGGACAAAGACCCUUUCAGGGACUUGGAAGAGUGGGAAAGAUGGAAAUUUCACAUUAACAAGUACUUAGUGGAGGAAAUCUGUGCGCUUGAUCCAACUGCUAGCAAUGUGGAGAUCAAUGUAGAGCUUAUUACAAGAUAUAUCCAAGAUCAUUCUCGAACUCAAGUCUGGAAAUUCAAGAACAUUGUCAUUGAACUCCUGUACCACUGGAUAAAUAUUUGCUUAACUCUGAUAGAGCUAAAUACCCAACAGGAUAGUUUUAUUGUACCUCCAUUGCCCAAGAAGAGCACUACCACUCUUUAUGCAAUGUCCUCGGAGAGAUCGUUUCGAGAGAAACUGUAA